Molecule: messenger RNA, 1257 nt
Organism: Ogataea philodendri
Lineage: Eukaryota; Fungi; Ascomycota; Pichiomycetes; Pichiales; Pichiaceae
Exons: 1
Coding region: 1-1257 (418 amino acids)
Biological process (GO): polynucleotide 5' dephosphorylation; 7-methylguanosine mRNA capping
Cellular component (GO): mRNA capping enzyme complex
Molecular function (GO): polynucleotide 5'-phosphatase activity
Source: RefSeq, a predicted model, not a curated record
AUGGACUUGAAGAAUCUGAUUUCAUCGGAGGAAAGACCCGCUCCUGACAUGAGCCGGUCGAACUCUCAACCACGUAUGUCGAUUCACGACCUUGUCAAUGCGGACGACUCCGCAAUUCGGCAGCGGAGUAGCAUCACACAUCUGACCAACGACGAGGACGUGGACAUGAACGGGCACAAGACGGUGAGCUUGACGAGAAGAAAGUCAUCUGCGACCUCCAGCGAGGUGGGUUCUCCCUUUGCAGAGGUCCGGUCGCGCAAACAGCCCGCUCCAGAACAACUGAGCCCGAUUGAGGGCCACAAGGAAAACAAACCUCCCUCCCGCAAGCCAAGACGGUACACAGAAAAGCCAACCUGGGCAAAGGACUACAUUCCCACCGUACGGAAGAGCGUGCGUAAACCGGCAAUGGCCACAGCUGCCACAAAACUGAGUGUUGCGUCGAUCUCGGGAACGAUACCUAGAAACGACUUCAACAAGGUGGUUACCGAGUGGAUAUGGGCCAACAUCGAGGGAACGCGCCACGAGUACAAGUCGAUGGGGUCUAUCGACAAGUAUUUGGAGCUCGAGCUGAAAGUUGGCCAUAUUUGGGACAAAGUCAAGGACAGAAGGUUGCGGCUACCGGUGAAUAGCGAGACAAUUUUGAACGUUGAUUUUUUCCAGACAGACUGCUAUUUCCGGUCCGGUGUGCCUGCCCAACAGUUCCACGACCUUCGUGCGUAUUUGGGGAAGCUGUCGCACGAGAAACCCAACCACAAGGCGAACAAGUUUGUGGUGGAGAACUCGCACUGUGUGGACCUGAUUGCUUAUGAGAGAAAAAGGGACGAGAAACCAACUACUGGCCGUGUUUCCGUGGAUGUGAAGACGCAGAGACGCAUGUCGAGUAUUCAUAAGCACCGCGUGGCAGAUCUGGUGAUCUAUUUACCGAACUCGCUGUACGACCUGCGGCUGUCGAUGUCGUUGGAAUUGCCGUACGAGAUGAACGACGCCGGGUUCGAGAGCUUCCAGAAACGCGUGGAGCUGCGUCGCGACAAGGACCGCGUGAGCUACUCGCAUCUGGCCACGUUCACCAAGAUCGACAUGACCAAGGUCAAGGAAAACGGAUCUGUGAAGCACGAGGUGGAGCUGGAACUGGACACGGUCGAGCUGUUGAACAGCAUGGCCAAGAUCGGCACAGACCCAUUGUAUUAUAUCGACCUUGUCCAGGCGUUUCUGGACAACGGUCGGAUUGUCAGUCGCCAGCUGAGUAUCCAGGAGUAA